AUGUCAGAUCAUGAGAAGCCUCAUGAAGACUACAUCGAGACCCAAAGCUCAAGCCUUAACUUGCCAGAGGCCGAAAAAAGCCCAACCCUGGACACAGUGCACAAUGACGAGGCAAUCAAAGUCCUAGCAAAUUAUACAGGGGAUGAGACUUGGACUGAAGAAGAAGAGAGAAAAUUACUCCGGAAAGUUGAUUGGAGGUUGAUGCCAAUUCUUUGCGUCACCUAUGGUCUACAGUACUAUGACAAGGCCAUGUAUUCUCAGGCUGCUCUCUUCGGUAUUGAAUCAGACCUGGAAUUGAGCAUUGGCAAUCGCUACUCCUUUGCAGCUGCCAUUUUAUACCUGGGUUUCAUCAUCGGGACCUAUCCUGCAGUGACACUAGCCCAACGAUUCCCUAUUGAGCGCGUCGCGUCGAUAAUAAUCACGCUUUGGGGAACAUGCCUGAUCUUGACUCCUGUUUGCUUCAAUUACAGGGCACUUUAUGCACAAAGAUUCUUCCUCGGUGUGUUGGAAAGUGGUAUUAGUCCAAUGUUCAUGCUCAUCGUGGGAGGCUGGUACAAAAAGAAUGAACAAGCCAUGCGCAUGGGAAUCUGGUACAGCUGCACAGGCUACGUCUCCAUCGUCUCCCCAUUAAUCAACUACGGUCUGGGCCACAUAACCGGCUCCCUCACCCCAUGGAAAUACAUGUACUUCGUCGCCGGCGCAGUAACCAUAAUAUGGGGGAUAAUCCUCGUAUUCCUCCUACCCUCCGAUCCAAUCAGCGCUCGCGGUUUCAGUGAGAGACAAAGAUAUAUUGCCGUCGCACGCCUUCGAGUCAAUAACUCCGGCGUACGAAACACACAUUUCAAAAAGGGACAAGUACUUGAACUAAUCAAGGAUCUCAAAUUCUGGCUGAUUUUCCUAAUUGCCUUCUUGAGCAUGAUUGCCAAUGGCCCUAUCUCAACUUUCACACCUAUUAUUAUCGACUCUUUUGGAUUUAGCACCUUGAAUUCUUUGCUAUUGGUCAUUCCGGCUGGGUUCUUGGGUGGUUCUUAUAUGCUUAUUGGCUCUUAUCUGGCAUACAGGUUCUCGGAUAAGGGUGUUAGGUCUUGGAUUGUGUUUACUGCGCAAAUGAUUACGACUAUCGCUGCUAUUUUGCUCGUGUCGCUGCCUAUCGAAGCAACGGGUGGUUUGCUGUUCGCAUGUUAUAUUCUUCCGGCUAUCGGUGGUGGUUAUGCCGUGCUUAUGGGUCUACAAAUUGCGAAUAUUGCUGGGUACACUAAGCGCUCAAUUGCUUCAUCGGGCCUUUAUGUUGGGUACUGCCUUGGAAACUUCACUGGUCCUCUUGUGUACAAAACGAAGGAUGCGCCUCGAUAUGUUCCGGGCUUUAUUACUGUUGUUGUGACGUCGUUUGCUGCCGGUGUGAUUGUUCUCAUUUACAGGUUUAUUUGCGUAUGGGAGAAUCGGCGUCGAGAUGAUUCAGGAACAUCUGAGGGAUAUGAAAAUGCAUAUCAGGAUGACUUGACGGAUAAAACGAAUCCACAAUUCAGAUACAUUCUGUAG
Penicillium pulvis is the source of this 1539-nucleotide messenger RNA. RefSeq lists its product as uncharacterized. The transcript has 6 exons. Bases 1 to 1539 code for a protein of 512 amino acids. NCBI's taxonomy places the organism in Eukaryota, Fungi, Ascomycota, Eurotiomycetes, Eurotiales, Aspergillaceae. The record is from RefSeq and is a predicted model, not a curated record. Gene Ontology annotation, molecular function: transmembrane transporter activity. Gene Ontology annotation, biological process: transmembrane transport. Gene Ontology annotation, cellular component: membrane.